GUGCUUCCGUUUUCAUCUUUCGUUUCGUGUGUGGGUAGGUUAGGUGUAGCAAAACUACGGAGUAGUUUUCAAACAUUUCUCGCUUUCUACGGUGUAGGAACCCCAACCUCUGCGAUGAGUCUUUUGUCCAGACUAUUUGGAGGUGGCAAAAAUACCGAUAAAGCCCCUGCGCCUGGAGAGGCAAUUCAGAGGUUACGUGACGUAGAAGAAAUGCUGAAUAAGAAACAGGAAUUUCUCGAGAAAAAAGUCAAUAUGGAAUUGGAUGCAGCAAAAAAGUAUGGCACAAAAAACAAGCGAGCUGCCUUAGCGGCAUUGAAACGCAAGCGCAGGUAUGAGAAGCAGCUUGCACAAAUUGAUGGUAUGUUGACAACCAUUGAGUAUCAGCGAGAAGCCCUAGAAAAUGCAAACACAAACACGGAGGUCCUCAAAAUUAUGUCAUUGGCCGCCAAGGCUCUCAAGAAUGCACAUGAAGACAUGGACGUGGACAAAGUACAUGAUCUUAUGGAUGAAGUGCAGGAACAACAGGAGAUUGCAAAUGAGAUAUCUGAAGCUAUUUCAAAUCCUGUUGGAUUCGGAGUUGACGUCGAUGAGGAUGAGCUGAUGGAAGAGCUUGAGUCAUUGGAGCAGCAGGAGCUGGACGAGGCACUGCUCGUUGUUGCUGGUCCAGCAACUGAGAACCUACCAGAGCCACCCACCGCAGAGCCAUCAAAAGCUGCAACUGCAUCAAAGUCUAAGGCAGUGCUGGAGGAUGAUGACCCUGACAUGAGGGAGCUGGCCAAAUGGGCGGCCUAAGUGUUACGCUAUUGGUUUUGCUGCAGACGUCUUCAGAAACAGAGUACGAUCCCACUGAUCAGCUUCUUGACAUAGGUGUGAACAUAGCUUGUCAAGUGCCGUGUUUUGGAAAACUGUAUGAUAGACAGUGAACACAAGUAGAAGCGAACGGAGAUGACUGGCAUUCUAUGCCAAGGUAUGGAAGUGGAUCCAGAAAGCAUCGGAUGCUGGCGAGGUGUGAACUCAUUUUGUGAAGGCUAGAACAAGCGGUGUGAGGCAGGAGCAGCAAGUACAGUGAAGCCCAGUUUGGCUAUGUAGAAUUUGAGUUGACAGCUUUGAGUGAAUGUUGCAUCUUCGAUAUGUAGAAUAAAAUGUCAAUUUUGUCUA
This is a messenger RNA of Ornithodoros turicata, 1158 nucleotides long. RefSeq names its product charged multivesicular body protein 4b-like (gene shrb). Gene Ontology annotation, cellular component: multivesicular body; ESCRT III complex; cytoplasmic side of plasma membrane. Gene Ontology annotation, biological process: late endosome to vacuole transport via multivesicular body sorting pathway; vesicle budding from membrane. The coding region runs from base 115 to 792 and encodes 225 amino acids. The transcript is spliced from 6 exons. The record is from RefSeq and is a predicted model, not a curated record. Lineage: Eukaryota; Metazoa; Arthropoda; Arachnida; Ixodida; Argasidae.